AGUUCCCGAGCUCUCAGCCUCUGCAGCGCCUGCCUCCAGUGGUCGUUACUUGGAGUGUCCUACCACGAGUCAAGUCGAGGGAGUCGAGUCGACUCGAGGAGCUGCUAAUACCACCUGACCAUGGCCGAGGAUCUGGUUCUGGAGAGAUGCGACCUGGAGCUGGAGGCCAAUGGUCGUGACCACCACACGGCAGACCUCUGCCGGGAGAGGCUGGUGGUGCGGCGGGGCCAGCCCUUCCGGCUGACACUGUACUUUGAGGGCAGAAACUACGAGGCCGGUGUGGACAGCCUCACCUUCAGUGUCGUGACUGGUCCAGCCCCCAGCAAGGAAGCUGGGACCAAGGCCCGCUUCCCCCUGUCUGAUGCUGUGGAGGAGGGAGCCUGGACAGCCUCGGUGGUGGACCAGCAGGACAAUGCUCUCUCGCUGCAGCUCAGCACCCCCGCCCAUGCCCCCAUCGGCCUGUACCGCCUCAGCCUGGAGGCCUCCACCGGCUACCAGGGCUCCAGCUUUGUGCUGGGCCACUUCACCCUGCUCUUCAACACCUGGUGCCCAGAGGAUGCUGUAUACCUGGACUCAGAUGAGGAGCGACGGGAGUACGUCCUCACUCAGCAGGGCUUCAUCUACCAGGGCUCUUCCAAGUUCAUCAACAGCAUACCUUGGAACUUUGGGCAGUUUGAAGAUGGGAUUCUGGACAUCUGCUUGAUGCUCCUGGACAUCAACCCCAAGUUCCUGAAGGACAGUGGCCGCGAUUGCUCCCGCCGCAGCAGCCCUGUCUACGUGGGCCGGGUGGUGAGCGGCAUGGUCAACUGCAAUGAUGACCAGGGUGUGCUGAUGGGACGUUGGGACAACAACUACAAGGAUGGCAUCAGCCCCAUGUUCUGGAUCGGAAGUGUGGACAUCCUGCGGCGCUGGAAGAACUAUGGCUGCCAGAAUGUCAAGUACGGCCAGUGCUGGGUCUUCGCUGCUGUGGCCUGCACAGUGCUGCGGUGCCUCGGUAUCCCCACCCGAGUCGUGACCAACUAUAACUCAGCUCACGAUCAGAACAGCAACCUGCUCAUCGAGUACUUCCGCAACGAGUUUGGGGAGAUCCAGGGUGACAAGAGUGAGAUGAUCUGGAAUUUCCACUGCUGGGUAGAGUCAUGGAUGACCAGGCCGGACCUGCAGCCGGGGUAUGAAGGGUGGCAGGCCCUGGACCCCACACCCCAAGAGAAGAGUGAAGGGACAUACUGCUGUGGCCCGGUUCCAGUUCGUGCCAUUAAGGAGGGUGACCUGAGUACCAAGUAUGACGCACCCUUUGUCUACGCGGAGGUCAAUGCCGAUGUGGUGGACUGGAUCCGGCAGGAUGACGGGUCCAUGCACAAGUCCAUCAACCACUCCCUGGUCGUGGGGCUGAAGAUCAGCACCAAGAGCGUGGGCCGUGACGAGCGGGAGGACAUCACCCAUACCUACAAGUACCCGGAGGGGUCCUCAGAAGAGAGAGAAGCCUUCAAGAGGGCCAACCACAUGAACAAGCUGGCUGAUAAAGAGGAGACGGGGGUGGCCAUGCGGAUCCGUGUGGGCGAGAGCAUGAAAAUGGGCAGCGACUUUGACGUCUUUGCCCAUAUUACCAACAACACGGCUGAGGACCACACCUGCCGCCUCCUGCUCCGUGCCUGCACUGUCAGCUACAACGGGAUCCUGGGGCCCCAGUGCGGCACCAAGGAACUGCUCGAUCUCCCCAUGGAGCCCUUCUCUGAGAAGAGCAUCCCCUUCCGAAUCCUCUAUGAAAAGUACUGUGACUGCCUGACCGAGUCAAACCUUAUCAAGGUGCGGGGCCUCCUCGUUGAGCCAGCUGCAAAUAGCUACCUGCUGGCCGAGAGGGACAUCUAUCUGGAGAAUCCAGAAAUCAAGAUCCGGAUCCUGGGAGAGCCCAAGCAGAACCGCAAGCUGGUGGCUGAGGUGUCCCUGCGGAACCCGCUCACCGUGCCCCUAGAAGGAUGCAUCUUUACUGUGGAGGGGGCCGGCCUGACUGAGGAGCAGAAGACCGUGGAGAUCCCAGACCCCGUGGAGGUGGGACAGGAAGCCAAGGCGAGGGUGGACCUGCUGCCUCUCCUUGUGGGCCGCCAUAAGCUGGUGGUGGACUUCGAGAGCGACAAGCUAAAGGCCGUGAAGGGUUACCGGAACGUCAUCAUCGGCCCUCCCUAAAGGACUCCCAUGUUCAGCCCCACCUUAGCCAGCCGAGAGCCCCUAGUCUGAUUCCCAAAUUAUCCCAAAUCGAUGAGCAAAAUUUGCCCCUCUUUGGGUCCCAGACCCCAGGGCAGAGGUGGGCUGCCUGGGGAGGGAGAUGGCUAUUUAGAAUAGAAUGUACUUCUGGCCCAUCUUGUCUCUUGAGCCUGAUUCCCCACCCCCCUUACCUAUGAGGAAUGUCUUGUGCCUCUGCAGUGGGAGCCUUCACCUUGGCUGACUGGAUCUGAGAGGGUAGGGGAGAGACCCACGCCUCCCCUUCCAGCCCAGAUGACAUUUGGAAAGACACUGACCACCCUGAUCUAUCCUGAUAUUGCCUUAUCUACUCCAUAGCCCUUUUUCGCUUGGAGCAAGCAAAAAAGAGACAAUGAGCCCAUUGGCUAGAUCAAGGAACUCGACACCCUACCAUGUUUUGUACCCAUUCCCCAGACUGUGCCCAAGGCCCUUGGGAUAAGCCAGAGCAGGUAGGGUUGGGAAGGGUCCCAGGUAUAGACCAGGCUUAAGCUCCUCACAUCCUGGAAGCUCCGGCCCACAAUCUCCCACCCUCCUCCCUAUUGCGAGGGACCUACUUUUUGCCAGGUGCUUUCUGUACUUGCUGGGGCUCAUGAGGCCACCAACCCAUUUAAUCACCACAGGAAACUACAGAAUGGGAGCUGCUUUUUCAAUGAGGAAUCUUAGUCUCAGAGAAGGGAGGUGGCUUGCUCCAUAUAGGUGGGAUAUUGGCUAUUUGCAAGGUCGGGUAAUGUUAAGGCAUGGGAACAGAGGCCUUCUGACUCGGAGUCCAGCACCCUGUCCAUGACACCAGCCCUGAUCUGAGAAUGUCAGAGAGGCCAUCUGGGACCCAAUUUUAAAGGAUUCAAUCGGGGUGAGGAGGUGGGAGGGCUUGGAGAGAUCAGAGCCCUGGGUUUGAGCCCCAAGUCUGGCCAGCCGCUGCCUUCUCCUCUCUGGGCCUCAGUGUCCUCAUUGGUCAAUGGAGUGGUUGAUCUAGUCCAUCUCCAAGGCUCUCUUAGCUCUGCACUUCUGAUGUCUUAUAUGACCCAGCCUUGCAAAUAACAGCAAGUCCUACACCCUGGCUCCGCAGAGCCUUAGGCCACAGGCCUGGGAUGUUUCCAAGAGUGAAACCAUGACCAGGAUCACCAUUCCGCCCCCAGCCCUGUUCAGGUCCCCCACCUGUGCCCAGGCACCUUCUUUCAGACCCCAGUUCUAGGGGAAAAGCACCCUGGAGGCCCCUGUCCUACCCAGGAGCCCACCUACCACAACGCUGAGACUUCACGAGUACCUUAGCUGCCUGUGCUGGUCACCAGCCAACAAAAGGUCAGCAUCUCAGCCACCCGCUCUUUGCAGGACCAGGGCCCUGGACAUAGCUUUUGCCCCUGAGUAAGCUUAGGGAGCCUAUGGGUUGUCAUCUCUGACUUUAUCCCCCACAAUCUGCAUGUGACUGGGCCUCCCUCAGCCUGGAAGAGGGAAAAGGGGGGCGUUCUCUAUCUGGGGUGGGGUCGUAGCCUCCAGGGCCCCCAAAAGCCUAUAGAGGGACCUAGGGAAAGUCACGCUCAUGCACUUAGAACUUUCUGCUUUGUACAGGGAAGAAUCACACAAUGAGCCAAUGGGUAUGUUUUAUAUAUAUAUAAAUAUUGCUUUCUUCCUCUAUGGUUUUAAAAAUGCUUUUGGGUUCCAAGCAAGCAAUAGAUAUGCUUUUGAGCCACAAGGAGUGAGCACUGAAAUAAAGUUUAUUUUUCACAU
Pteropus alecto (black flying fox) is the source of this 3963-nucleotide messenger RNA. It is a transcript of the gene TGM2, whose product is annotated as transglutaminase 2. Gene Ontology annotation, biological process: peptide cross-linking. Bases 121 to 2184 code for a protein of 687 amino acids. The record is from RefSeq and is a predicted model, not a curated record. The transcript is spliced from 13 exons. Lineage: Eukaryota; Metazoa; Chordata; Mammalia; Chiroptera; Pteropodidae. Gene Ontology annotation, molecular function: protein-glutamine gamma-glutamyltransferase activity.